AGCAAGGAGCAGGAGCAGGUACAGAGAGCCGAGACGCCCCGGUCCCCCACUCCUCAGCCGCUGUUUCUCUUUGCUCCCUCAGGGGUACGCCAUGAACUCCUUCCUGGAGUACCUGGCGCGGGGCGGGGACGGCCUGAGCUUAGCAGGCAAGUUUGGGGGCGCAGAGCCGGGCGGGGUGGCUCCGCGGCCUCCCUGUCCCCUCUCCGCGGGCGGAGAAAGCGCCUACGCAGCGCCAGCAGCAGGGAGUCUGCCUGACUUCUCGCUGCGCCCAGCGCAACAGCAGGAGCAGCAACAGCUAGCGCCCUGUGCGCUUGCGCGGAGCGCUUUUGCCUCCGCGGAGUACAGCUUGCUGCACCCCGAGGCGCCCUACGCAGCCCCCGGCUCCCAACGCGAGGCCGGAGCCCCAGGGCCCUACGCCACCGCCAUCUUCUCAGGCGGCGCCGCCGCCGCGUACCUGCAUGUGGACUACAACGCGCUCACGGAGACCUUUCAGCCUUGCGCCAAGGAUGCGCCUCGGCCUUCGGAUUGCUGCCCCAAGGCCCGCUCUCCAGCUGCGUUCAGCACCUUCGAGUGGAUGAAAGUCAAGAGGAAUGCGCCCCCCAAAGGCAAACUCUCCGCCUAUUCUUCCAGUCCUCCCAGUGCUGUAAGGACCAAUUUCAGCACCAAGCAACUGACGGAGCUGGAGAAAGAGUUUCAUUUCAAUAAAUACCUCACCCGGGCCCGCCGCAUAGAGAUAGCUAAAUCUCUGGGCCUCAAUGACACUCAGGUGAAAAUCUGGUUCCAGAAUCGGAGGAUGAAGCAGAAGAAGCGGGAAAGGGAAGGCGUGGUCCCUCCGUCCGUUGCCUCUUUUCAUGUCUCCCCCUCGGAAACGAGUCCCUCACAGCCAGAGAUACGUUCUCCAUCCUCUUCUCCUGCGCAGAGCUCGCCUUGACGCUCUGACACUCUGCUAGUUAGGGACAACGACGUGGGACUGAAAAGUCUGCGAGAACCGAAUGCAGAAACCGGAAGACUGUAUAUACUGCGUUUAAUCCUGCACAUUUUAAGGCAAGGGAAAAGAAAGGACAAUCGUUGCACUAUGCUUCAUGCUAGCCUUGGAAAAAGUCUGGCUUUCUGUUGUGUUCGAUGGAUGCCUGCUUCUUUAGACAGAACUGAUUCCAAGCACAAACGGCGUAUUAUGUCUUGUUUACAUUUUAUUUAUAUGUAUUUCAGGGAUAACUGCUCUCAGCCAGUACAUGCUGCUAAACUUUGCUAUUGGCCUUGUGGAGUUAAUUUACAGUCCGAUCUUAAACAUGUUUACUUAUAAGUGUAACUUGACUUACACUGAGAAGUAACCCCAACAGGGUUACUUCCAUGUAGGAUAGGAUCUCAGAUUCUUCCAUAGGAUUCAGCCUUGGUCUAUUGGCCACAAUACUGCUUUUAUUUGUGUGUUUCAUUAUUUGCACGAGGUUGUUUUUGAAAGGGUGCAAAAAGAUGUGAGGGUUGUUUUUUUUUAAGGAAAUGCAGGGGGUAACUUAUUUUAAAAGAUAACUUCUGCUGUUUGCCUUUUAAAAACGUUCUUUGAAAAGUUACUUUGGUUGGAAAUAUAACAUGGGCACUAAAGGACUUCUCAAUGCUUCUCCAUGGUGCCUCAGAGUAAACACAAUCAUAAGGAGACUGUCAGUGGAGCUUUUAUGUGGGUAAUCCAAUUACUUUUCCUUUCUAGGGGUAAAUCUGGGACCCCAUGUACUUGUCAGAAAGUUCCAUUCAAACCAGCAGGGGUGCAGGCAGAUGGAACAUACCUGCCAACACCUCCCUAAAAUAGGGACAUGAUGGCAGGUAUGAGGGAAAGCUUGAGAAGCAAUUCCUCACUUAAAGGGUGGGGGGGGGAGGAAAUACA
Messenger RNA from Hemicordylus capensis (graceful crag lizard), 1876 nucleotides. It is a transcript of the gene HOXD1, whose product is annotated as homeobox D1. Lineage: Eukaryota; Metazoa; Chordata; Lepidosauria; Squamata; Cordylidae. Gene Ontology annotation, molecular function: RNA polymerase II cis-regulatory region sequence-specific DNA binding; DNA-binding transcription factor activity, RNA polymerase II-specific. The record is from RefSeq and is a predicted model, not a curated record. Gene Ontology annotation, biological process: regulation of transcription by RNA polymerase II. The transcript has 2 exons. Gene Ontology annotation, cellular component: nucleus. Bases 92 to 931 code for a protein of 279 amino acids.